Molecule: messenger RNA, 1851 nt
Organism: Pleuronectes platessa (European plaice)
Lineage: Eukaryota; Metazoa; Chordata; Actinopteri; Pleuronectiformes; Pleuronectidae
Gene: afmid
Product: arylformamidase
Exons: 11
Coding region: 222-1103 (293 amino acids)
Molecular function (GO): arylformamidase activity
Source: RefSeq, a predicted model, not a curated record
GCGGGCAGCUCCAGACAGACAGAGCUGGUGGUGGGUGGAGUGUUCUGUCCCUUGCCCUACUCAGUAUGUACACUGUGCUCCAGGUUUACUGUGCAAAGUCCAGGUCUUCAGUCAAACCACCACCACCAGUAGCAGCAGCUCCGCCAGGCACCGAGCACAGUUGGCUGGUUUUAUCUGACAGCACACUGUGGGUGAUUUAAACCCCUUCAAGGGAUAAAACAAUGCUGCACUGGACUGAGAUGACGAAAGAUGAGCUGGUGCGGCAGCUUUCACCCAGCCGGUGGUCGCACAGGAUGUCUGCGGACGACGUGGUCAAGGCUCACGUCAAGGCGCUGAAGGAAGGUACACAGCGAGCCCGUGGUCUGGCUCAAACUUUACUCAACGUGCCAUACGGGGAGGGAGAUGGAGAGAAACUGGACGUCUACAUACCCGAAACCAACUCUUUGGAUGUCCCUCUUGUUAUUUACAUACAUGGCGGCUACUGGCAGUUUCUCAGUAAGGAGGAGUCAGGAUUCAUGGCUGUUCCACUCAUCGAUAAAGGUGUGGUGGUGGUUGCCGUUGGCUACGACAUCGCCCCCAAAGGUAACAUGGACCUGAUGGUGUCUCAAGUACGCAAGAGUGUUGUGUCUGUCAUUCAGCAGUACUCUCACAUCAGUGGUCUGUACCUGUGUGGACACUCUGCUGGGGCUCACCUGACUGCGAUGGUCCUCUCCACUGACUGGUCACAGUACAGCAUCACCCCUCAGAUCAGAGGGGCUUUCUUGGUCAGUGGCAUCUACGACCUCCUGCCCAUCCUGUCCACCUACGUCAACGAGCCUCUGAAGAUGACAGAGGAGGUGGCGGUCAGGAACAGCCCCAGCAAGCUGGUCCCUCAGCUCAAACUCUCGUCCUCCAGUUGUCACAUCGUUGUGGCCGUCGCUGAGAACGACUCCCCGGAGUUUCGCAAGCAAUCAGAAGAAUAUUACAAAACUUUAGAGGCGUCAGGACUGAAGGUGACCAUGGAGGAUGUGCCAAACACAGACCACUUCGAUAUCAUUGAGCAGCUGGUAGAUGGGGAGUAUCACCUAACAAAGCUUCUCUUGAAGAUGAUGGGAAAGAGCUGAGGUGUCUUCGAUCCGUCAUCUAAUAUUAACAUACCUCAGAAUGAACACACAUCCGCCACCCACCAAUAAUAUAUGAUAAUAUGCAUUAUUUCAUUAUCUCACACUUUGGUAAACGUACAAUCUAUCCACUUUGAAUGAUUAAGACUAAUAUGGCACAGAUUUUUUUGAAGGUCUGGUUUAAUUGUUUUUGCUGAACUUUGUUCGCGCUAGUUAAUGUGCUCAGAAAAUGUCCUAAAUAGGCUCAUUGUGUCCCAACCACAUUAACACAUAGUAAAGACAUUGUGUGCCUCACGCUGAAUCACUUCAAGGACGGUGAAUGUAGCCAAUCAUACAACUGAUAAACCUGCUGACUUGUAAACAGUGGUAAUCUGCACCAUGACUUGAAGUCCUCAGAAAGGACAAUCACAGCUUAACGACAAACCCUACAAGGUGAAUGAAGCUUUUUACUGCAGCCGCCAGUGAUGAUAUGUUACGCAGGGAAAUUUAAUGUGUCAUCCACAAAUGGCUAAAUGUGAUAAAGAAAACUAUAUAUUUGCACUUUUUAUUUUACAUUAAUGAAGUAGCAGAAUACUGAUGUCAAAACAGACAUAUCUUAAUAUCAAAAAAUUUGAAUAACUGGUGCACAUUGUUACGUCCUGGCAUCUAGCAUCUUGAUUAAUCGUUUGUAUCAUUGUUUAUACAAUGUUCUGUUAAUCAUCACUGUAGAUUAUUGAGAAUAAUCACAAUAAAUGUUUUAUUUGUGAACUUA